This is a messenger RNA of Eublepharis macularius, 2276 nucleotides long. It is a transcript of the gene TTC24, whose product is annotated as tetratricopeptide repeat domain 24. The transcript has 11 exons. Lineage: Eukaryota; Metazoa; Chordata; Lepidosauria; Squamata; Eublepharidae. The record is from RefSeq and is a predicted model, not a curated record. Gene Ontology annotation, molecular function: protein binding. The coding region runs from base 1 to 1977 and encodes 658 amino acids.
AUGGCUUCGGAAAACUCCUCCACUCUGGAACUGGAGGUCCCCCAGCAACAAGGCCUGGAACUUCAGGUAUCUGGGAAGAAAAAGAAGAAAUUGAAAGGAAAAGCAGAGACGGCCGGAGAACUAGAGAGAGAAUGUGUAGAGGCCUCGAAAAGAGACGUUGAGAUUGAAGACCUCACCAAAGCAGGACACCAAGCCCUGCUUCUUGGCAAGGAGGAAGAGGCCUUAGAGAGUUUCAGCAAGGCUUUUGCCCUUUCCCAAGAAACCCCAAGUAGGCAGGCCCAGAAGAUUUGCGCUUUCAAUCUGGGUGCGGCCUAUGUAGAGUGCGGCAGGCCGAAAAAAGGCUUGGAAUUUCUCCUCAGAUCCCAGCCCAAGGAAGGGGAAGCUGCACAGCAUCAGGGGGACCUUUUUUUCAACAUAGCUGCCGCCCACGAAGGGCUGCAGGAUUUCCCCAAGGCUUUGGAGUAUUUCCGUAAAGCCCAGGGUCACUACCAUUCCAUCCAGGCCGGGAGUGAGGCUGGCACCUACAUGAAAAUGGGCUUCUGCUAUCUGGGCAUGGAAGACCCUUCGCGGGCCGCUCAGUGUUUCCUGAAAGCAGGCCAGGCCUAUGCAGAAGUUGAGGAUCUGGAAGCCGCCGCAGUUGCCCUCAAUGAAGCCGGCAAAUACAUGUUACGAAGCCGACAGCACAAGGCCAGCGAGAUCAUCAAGGUGUUGAACGAGUGCCGCUUAUUGUGUGACCAAAUCCCAAACAGAACCCUGCUGGGAAAACUCUACAAUGACAUUGGGAUCAGCUAUUCUCAGCUCAAAAUCUUCUCCUUAGCAGCUGAGAACUUUGAGAAAGCUCUUCCUAUCUGCCAAACCAACACCGACGACCCAUAUAAAGAAGCAAUUGUUCUUCAGAACCUCGGAGCAGUACACAACACCCUUGAGAAUUUCAGCAUGGCUCUGGGGUUCCACCGGAGAGCUGCAUCACUACACAGUACCCUGGGGAACAGGAGAGCCCAAGGACAAUGUUUUGGUAACUUGGCCUAUGCGUUAAGCCAACUGGGUGAUCACGAAGCUGCCGGAGAAUAUUACCUUCACGCCCUCCAGGCCUUCAAGGACUCGGAUGACCUUCAAGGCCAGUGGCAGGCUUGCGAAGGACUUGGGGCUUCACGCUUCCACCUUGGAGAUCCUGAGAAGUCCAUUCUGCAUUACAAAGAAGCGUUGACUUUUCUGUCUAAAUGUCAGGAUGUCUCAGAAACAGCUCAGGAGAGAAUCGUGAACAAACUUGCAGAUGCCCUCCAUUCCAAGCUUUCUAUGAACAGCCGUUUCUCCCACAGUGGAGGGAUCUCGCCAGCUGCUCCCAUGAAGCACAUUCCUACGUCCCAGACCUCGAGCCAGGUCCGGUUCGCCAUGUCACCACACCACAAGGACGAGAAUUUGUCUCCCACCGUGGCUCCCCUGAGCGAGUCAUCCUUUGCACCACAAAGCCAUCGGGCGCAGCCUAUGGAAGAGAAUCCCGUGUCUGCCCCGUUGAACCAGAGACCUUCACAGGGAGAAGCCACAAUCCCUCACAAUAGCCAGAUGAAAGCACAGCAAGCUAUUCAUGGAGUAUCCGAGAUGGUACCUGCAGCUAAGCAGACAGCCCUCAGAGACAGGGUUCCCGCUCUCCGAAUUCCAAACGGCCACGCAAUACUGGCUAGCAGUAGUGCUGAAGGAGGCGAUCCGCCCAAGACGGCUUCCAACUGUCGGAACCAAACACAGGCUAACAGUAAUCCCUGCCUGUAUCCAGAUCCUUUCUGCCACACAUGCCUCCAGAAUGGGAAGUUCCAUCACUCACAAAAAAGCCACCAGGAAUACACAACUGACCAGCUGAGAAUGAGGACCUUAGAGAGGGCAGAACCUCCUGCGGGACACUUCCCCAGCCAAAGUUUGGAGCCCUGCCAACACAGGAACAGGGGGACCUGGUUCAGGUCUACGCUGUGUGCCCUGAUGUGACAGUCGCUCGGCGCUGGACCUGUCAACUGCUUAAGUCAUCAUCUGGAGCUCCAUAUGAAGGUCCAUGUCUUCUUCCCCAUCCCAAGACUCCACCACGCUGCCUCUCAAGAACAGAAGAACUAAAGGAUCAGACUAAAGGUCCACCUCUUCUGGCAUCUUGUUUCCAACUAUGGCCAGUCAGAUGCUUCUGGGAAGCCCACAAGUCAAGACGUGAAGGUGAAUGCCUCCUGCUUGCUCCCCAGCAAGUGGUAUUAAGAGGUCGCAGCCGCUGAAUCUUGGAUUUAGCCAUAACGGCCAAC